AUGCUGCUGCGGUGCUCUCAGUCUCUCUCCAUCUCUCUCUCUCUCUCCCUCUCUGAGCUGGUUGGCAGAGGUGCUGGUGGACCCUCUGUUGCUGCUGCUGCUGUUGCUGCUCACUCAGCUCACAGCUCCCAGUCCUGGGAAAAAAGCGGCCGCAGAUUAUCCAGCUCGGUAACGUUAGCUCACCGGCUAACGGUCAAGACAGCGACCGAGAGGAGCCAUGCAAAGCCGCAGGAGCGAGUGAAAGUUGGUCGCGGCUCACUUUGGGACUUUUGCGCGUGGAAAUACAACAAUAAAAGAGGUUCGCGGAUCAUGCUGCCGCCCCCGACGGGAACUUUUCUCUAG
Molecule: messenger RNA, 342 nt
Organism: Xyrichtys novacula (pearly razorfish)
Lineage: Eukaryota; Metazoa; Chordata; Actinopteri; Labriformes; Labridae
Source: the annotation of a GenBank genome assembly